Messenger RNA from Musa acuminata AAA Group (dessert banana), 902 nucleotides. RefSeq lists its product as uncharacterized. NCBI's taxonomy places the organism in Eukaryota, Viridiplantae, Streptophyta, Magnoliopsida, Zingiberales, Musaceae. The transcript is spliced from 2 exons. Bases 67 to 600 code for a protein of 177 amino acids. The record is from RefSeq and is a predicted model, not a curated record.
GCUCGCUCGCUCUCGUUAGAAACUAAACCCCUUGUAGAAACACUUUCUCCGUUUUCUCUCUCUUUAAUGGCAAAGCUCUCACAUUUCCCUGCCUUUAUAUCACGUAGAGAACUCUUUGUUGUUCUCCCAUGCUUCUUUUUCUUUCUCUCCUCCUCGUUGGCAGCAUCUGGUGGCGGCUCCAUCCGGGACCUUCUUCGGAACUACGGCCUCCCGGGCGGGCUCCUUCCCAACUCUGUGGAGUCCUUCGCCCACGACCCUUCCUCCGGCCUCCUUGAGGUCCGCCUCGAUUAUCCCUGUUACGCCCGGUACGGCGAUGGGCUCGCUUACUUCGAGAGCGAGGUGCGGGGCAACCUCAGCUACGGCGCUCUCUCCGGGGUGGUCGGAUGGUCGGAGGAGGAGCUCUUCCUAUGGCUGCCCGUCAAGGGGAUCGUCGUCACCGACCCGACCUCGGGCGUCAUCCUCGUCGACAUCGGCGUCGCCCACAAGCGGCUCCCUGUCUCGGUCUUCGAGGAGCCGCCGGAGUGCCGGCCCCCAGGGGAAGAAGUGGCGGCCAGAAUCGGGCUGUUUGGCAGAAGAAAAUGGUUUCCGCAACCGAGAUAAUAUUUACGACUGGACAAAAAGACACACUUCCCUGUAUUCGAUAGUCAUCCCUCCCUCUCUCUCUUCUUAACCUCGAUGAACCCUAAAAUAUUUGUGCUUGAAAUGGAGUGUGGUCACUGUUCUCGAAACCACCACCUAAUCGUCUCUUCAUCUCUGUAACCCAUCCAUCGAAGGCUUGAUAACAACGGUGAGCAGUGCCAGCUUGGCAACCUUGGUAGCUGAUGACAACGUAUCGGCUGUCAUUCUUCUUUGUCAAGUUGCAUGUUAUCUGUGCUGCUUCGCUCCAACUCGUGUGAUGUGAC